UUACAUCGUGCCCUAAACCAUAGCCCAUUUCACACCUCAAUCUGGUUCGUCUGAAUUUCGAAACAGAGAGACACACUCGCUCACUCUGCUUGCCAAGUCCCAACUCCGCCGCAGCCGCCCACCGGAGUCGGAGAUGAAGAAGAUCUUCGGCGCGAAGAAGAGCAAGGAACCGCCCCCGUCAAUUCAGGAUGCCACAAAUCAGAUAAACAAGAGGGGGGAGAGCGUGGACGAGAAGAUCAGGAAGCUGGACGAGGAGCUGGCCAGGUACAAGGAGCAGAUCCGCCGGACCCGGCCGGGGCCCUCGCAGGACGCCAUCAAGGCCCGCGCCGUCAGGCUCCUCAAGCACAAGCGCAUGUACGAGGAACAGCGAACCGUGCUCUACAACCAGACCUACAACCUCGACCAGGUCGGGUUCGCCGCCGACGGUCUCAAGGACGCCCAGCAGACUAUGAAUGCGAUGAAGGCAGCGAAUAAGGAACUCAAGGGGAUGAUGAAAACUGUCAAGAUCGAGGACAUUGAUAAUAUGCAAGAUGAAAUGACGGAUUUGAUGGACGUGAGCAACGAAAUACAAGAAUCUCUCGGUAGAAGCUACAAUAUCCCAGAUGACGUUGAUGAGGAAGAGCUAAUGGGAGAGCUGGAUGCUCUAGAAGCUGAUAUGGAGUUCGAGUCUGCUGCAGUCCCAUCAUAUCUUCAGCCAGACGAGGAACCUGAUCUUAACCUGCCCGCUGCACCGUCUUAUCCUACAGCAGUUCCACUAAACAGGCACCAGGAGGAUGAGCUAGGGAUGCCAGCAGUACCUCGAGCAUCGCUCCGUAGUUAGAAGUGUCUUAUGUACCUUAUUCUUAGCGUUACCUUGAUGUUAAUGUGAAGUUGAGUUGUGCUAUGAGCAAUCCCUCCGUGUAAGCCGCUUGUACUGCCUCUGAUGAUGGAUAAGUUGUCACGCUGAUUGUGUCUGUGAUGCUUGUUUAACUUUGGUUA
Molecule: messenger RNA, 978 nt
Organism: Lolium perenne
Lineage: Eukaryota; Viridiplantae; Streptophyta; Magnoliopsida; Poales; Poaceae
Product: vacuolar protein sorting-associated protein 60.2-like
Biological process (GO): late endosome to vacuole transport via multivesicular body sorting pathway; vesicle budding from membrane
Cellular component (GO): multivesicular body
Source: RefSeq, a predicted model, not a curated record